This is a messenger RNA of Tricharina praecox, 629 nucleotides long. RefSeq names its product RNA polymerase III subunit Rpc25-domain-containing protein. Gene Ontology annotation, cellular component: RNA polymerase III complex. Gene Ontology annotation, molecular function: DNA-directed RNA polymerase activity; DNA binding. Gene Ontology annotation, biological process: transcription initiation at RNA polymerase III promoter; DNA-templated transcription. The coding region runs from base 1 to 621 and encodes 206 amino acids. The transcript has 4 exons. Lineage: Eukaryota; Fungi; Ascomycota; Pezizomycetes; Pezizales; Pyronemataceae. The record is from RefSeq and is a predicted model, not a curated record.
AUGUUUAUCCUCAGCUCGUUCGCCGACCUCGUCGUCGUCGACCCCGAGGACUUCAGCAAGCACACGGCCGACGCGCUCGAAGACCAGAUCAACGCCAAGUACGCCAACAAGGUAGUCUACAACCUCGGGCUAUGCAUCUGCCUAUUCGACAUCCUUCGCGUUUCGGAGGGGCAAAUCGGGCACGGCAGCGGCAGCGCGCACGUGAACGUUGAGUUCCGACUAAUCGUGUUCCGCCCGUUCAAGGGCGAAGUCCUGACGGGGCGGAUAUCGUCGAGUUCGCCGCACGGGAUCAACGUGCGGACCGACUUCUUCGACGAGAUCUUCAUUCCGCACGCGUACCUUUUCGAGGGCAGCACCUUCGACGUCAAGGAAAACGUCUGGAUCUGGAAUAAUGACGGCAACGAGUUCUUCAUGGAUAAGAACGAGACCAUAAGAUUCCGUGUCGAGGAGGAGGCGUUUGAAGAUCAGCUGCCGAUACCCCCGCAUCUGCAGGAUGAUCGCAUGGAGGUCGAGAGGAAGCCGCCGUAUAAGAUCAUUGCUUCCGCGCAGCAGGCAGGAAUGGGUUUGGUUGCAUGGUGGGCAGAAGAAGGAGAUGAAGAAGACGGGGAAGAGGCAGAGUAAUAAUCUGU